Messenger RNA from Aspergillus thermomutatus, 780 nucleotides. RefSeq names its product Rab geranylgeranyltransferase BET4. The record is from RefSeq and is a predicted model, not a curated record. Gene Ontology annotation, molecular function: Rab geranylgeranyltransferase activity. Gene Ontology annotation, cellular component: Rab-protein geranylgeranyltransferase complex; cytoplasm. Gene Ontology annotation, biological process: protein geranylgeranylation. The transcript has a single exon. Lineage: Eukaryota; Fungi; Ascomycota; Eurotiomycetes; Eurotiales; Aspergillaceae. Bases 1 to 780 code for a protein of 259 amino acids.
AUGUGGCUUCUUGAUGAAGCCAAGCGUCUUCUUCCUCGAGCUGUUGCUCAGAAAUUCUGGCAAGAAGAGCUUGCCCUUGUGGGUAAGAUGCUUAGCUUGGAUAGCAGAAACUUCCACGGCUGGGGUUACAGACGUUUUGUCGUAGAGUCCCUGGAGAAUCUUGCGCCAGAAGACCAGGAAGUGCAAAGCAUGGCACAGGGGGAAUUUGAGUACGCGAAGAAGAUGAUAGGCACGAAUUUGUCCAAUUUCUCUGCCUGGCACUAUCGCACGAAGCUCAUCCAGCGGCUGCUGAGCGAGCAGUUUGCCAGUGACGAGACACGCAAGAAGAUGCUCGAUGAUGGUCAGUGUCCUAUUCGAUCUGAAUAUGUGUCUGCCAUUGCAACGUUGUUGACAGGGAUAGCAGAACUGGAUCUCAUCCACCGUGCUCUAUGUGACCCUUACGAUCAGUCACUGUGGUUCUAUCACCAGAAUCUGAUGUGUACUUUUGAUCCUUCGCUAUCAGAUCAGACAAUGGCGCCAAAUCUCAGUGAUAUUGAACGGUCAGAAUAUUUGCGCAGGGAAACCGACGAGAUUCAAGACAUGCUUGAUGGGGCAGAGGAUUGCAAAUACAUAUACCAGGCGCUGAUCGACUGUACUCUUUUGGCAAGCAAAGUUGAAGGGACUAUGUCCAAUACCGACAAGGAGAACAUUUUAAGCUGGCUUUCCGAACUAAAGAAGUUGGAUCCGCUACGAUGUGGACGAUGGCUAGAUUUCGAGAAGUCGCUCUGUGCUGAUGUAUGA